UCUCGAAAUAUCGCGGCAGGGUGUGUACGAUUUUUAUCCAAAAUGGCGGACGACUAUGAUGAGCCGAUCUCUGACCAAGAACGUGUCCGCGUUGCUUCCAACUUCAUCUUGCAUGCUCCUCCCGGGGAGUUCAAUGAAGUCUUCAAUGAUGUGCGUAUUCUUGUGAAUGAGGACAACCUGCUGAAAGACAAAGCUUCCGGUGCUUUUGCCCAAUACAACAAGGACCAGUUCACACCAUGUAAAGUGGAAGGAUCAGCGUUUCAGGCCCUGAUCACAGAGCUCAGCGACCAAGGUGAAAACCGCUUCCUUGAUCCCAGAACAAAGCAGUCUUUCAGAUAUGACCAUCUAAGGAAGGAGGGCUCUGACUUCCAGCCAGCUAAUGUGGAUCAGAAAGCUGAGAGCUGGCGGCCCAUCGAGGCGGCAAUCACGUCGUACGUAGAGAACCACUAUAAGUAUGGUGUGUCCAGCGUCUACAGCAGCAGCUCUGGAGGUGACAUCACCAUCACUGCCUGUAUAGAGAGCCAUCACUUCCAGCCCAGAAACUGGUGGAAUGGCCGGUGGCGGUCACAGUGGAGUGUCACAUUCCCCUCUUCAGGUGGCAGUGCACAGCUCUCGGGGAUACUUAAAGUGCAGGUUCAUUAUUACGAAGAUGGAAAUGUGCAGUUAGUCAGCUCCAAAGAAUGUAGUGAAAAGUUAAAUAUAUCAAAUGCAGAGCAAACAGCCAAGAAUUUUGUAAGCCUAGUUUCUGAUGCUGAAAACGAGUACCAGAGAGCAUUGUCUGAGAAUUACCAGACCAUGUCUGAUACAACCUUUAAGGCGUUACGUCGUCAGCUGCCCGUGACCAGGACCAAGAUCGACUGGAACAAGAUCAUAAUAUCUGGCUACAAGAUAGGUGGUGAGCUCAAGAAUGCGUGAGUGACUCUGUCCUCGUCGUCGCUGUACUCAUUGCCGUUCCUGCUGCCCAUGCUGUCGUCAUGGACAUUGCCGCAUCACCCUCGGACCUGCUCCCUUGGGGUCGACCUCGCCUCAUCAAUAUUAUGUUUCAUCGCUAAUACUUUUGUAAUCAAUCUAAUUUUGUAUGCUAAGUACGAUCCAUGUUCAGUUUUGUAUCUCUUAGCCAGUGUCGAGAUUUCCGUUUUGUUUUAGCAUUGCCAGUUAAGGGGACUUGUAUUGCAUUAUAUUUUUUCCCCAAAUGUUAAAAAAUAAGCUAUUUCCAUCCAGAUUUCACCCAGAUUAUUUUGGAACGAUUUAUGCAAUGUUCAGUUGAAUGCUUCUAAAGAAUUUGUCUUGUAAAAAUACAGAAUUGUCAUGAAUUUCUUUAAGUCUGUGGACUGUCUUAUAAUACUGAUAUGCUGAGUCUGCAGUUCAGCGGCCCCCGGAAGGCACAGAGAUAGCAUCGACUAAGUAGGCUGGCCGACAGGUCUAUGACAUGUUCGUGUUUGUACCGAUUUGCUGCACUGCGCAAUGAAAUUUGAUGGAAAUACUCUUAUAUAUCUUUCCCAAUCAUGCACAUGUAGAUACUUUGUAAUCACAGGUGAUCUAUCAGAGGUAUUUAUAAUUAAUGACUUCUCUACCUUGUGAUUCUGAUGAAAGGAUAAAUUUUUCAAUUUUCAUGCUUGUAAAAUGGUUUGUUUGUUUUUUCCUGCUCCUUUUUUAAUGAUGGUCUUAAACCUUGGUUCACUCAUUUUGAACUUGCUGUCUUCUUCCAGUUGAUUACUAAACAUUUGAAGAUUUCAUGUUUCAAUGUCAGACUUGUAAAGUAAUGUUUACUUGUGGAAUAUAUAGGAUAAUUUCUUUGCUAUAGAUAAGAUAUUUGAAAAUGACACUCCUAAAUUCUAAAUUGAUAAGUGAUAUAAGACUCAUGUUUGAUUUCUUUUAAUAGCCCAAAUUCAUCCAUAGAGAAAAUAAACCAUCGACUUCUAAUAGUCAAAGUCCAUGACAGUUAGUUGUCCUUUCUCAGUUAAGUUCUUGGGCAGAAGUUCAAAAUAAGUCAACUUAUGUUAUCUGCCACACCCCCUGGUGUUUUCACGUAACCAUGGUAACUGUACAGACUUCCUUGUGUUGAUUUUGUUGUAUCCCUCCUUUGUUUUUGUUUAUCAUCGAUCAAAGUAUGAUAUAAAUUGUAAAUUAUUUUGUCUCAAGUUCUCUGUGAAAGGACUAUGGGUUAAAUGGGAUAAAGACUAAACUCAUGUAACUAGCCCAAUAUUAAGAUUGGGGAUGCAUUUUUUUAAAUGAUUAAAAAAAUAAUUAUAACGACA
Haliotis rubra (blacklip abalone) is the source of this 2258-nucleotide messenger RNA. RefSeq names its product F-actin-capping protein subunit alpha-like. The record is from RefSeq and is a predicted model, not a curated record. Gene Ontology annotation, cellular component: F-actin capping protein complex; actin cortical patch. Gene Ontology annotation, molecular function: actin filament binding. Gene Ontology annotation, biological process: actin cytoskeleton organization; barbed-end actin filament capping. Lineage: Eukaryota; Metazoa; Mollusca; Gastropoda; Lepetellida; Haliotidae.